GUACUAUGAAAUCAUACGAUAAGCAAAUACUUUAAUUUUCUGAAAAUCAAAUUUAUGGAUACAUAAAAGAGAAACUAGAUGUCUGUUACAUUAUCUUCGUUCAUGUGGAAGCACGAUACUUGUGAGGCAAUGGACAUGAUGUUAAACUUAUAUUUACAUGGAAUUGACAGUAAAAUUAUUGCUUUAACCAUUGAGGAGGAUUCAAGUGUUACAGAAUUGAAGUCUCUUAUUCACCAAAAGACAUCAAUAAGUUCGGAGGACAUGCGAGUAUUUUACCUAUGUAAAGAACUCAACAAUGUUGAAGGCAACAAGAAAGAGCUAAUGUUGUCAGACUACAAUAUCCUGAAUGAAGGAAAUUUGGUUGUGGUAUUACGUCUUCAGCAAGGACCAUACAGAGCUGAUCUUACAAGAGAAUCCUGGUCGGUAAAAGAUGUGGAUGUCGUUCAUCCAGAGAAAUUAGAAAUCAUCCCAUCAAAAAAGUUUAUUAUAGAUCCUGACGUUGAGCUUUCCCCAGAGCCUGAUAUAAUUACUUUUGAAGACGACCCAGGUGCACAAAGAGCAAGAAUGCCAUGCGGUCAUGCAAUAGGUGCUGAAUCCCUUACUGAAUAUUGCAGAAGUGUUUUACUAAGUGGAAAAUUAGAGUUCAGAUGCCCUCACAUGAAUCCGGAACCAUGCGACGAGCUGUGGGAAUUUAGUAUUGUAAAAAAAUGCGCAGCACUUACUGCAGAAGAACAAAGAGAAUUUGAAACAAAACUUUCUAUGAACUAUCUAUCUAACUUUAUUGGAAUGCAACAGUGCUUGCAAUGUCAGUCUUUUUGUGCACGUGUAAAUGAGGAAACUGUUCGCACUCUUUGUUUGGUUUGUACAAAGAAGGGCAAUUCUGCCGUCGAAUUCUGUUGGUCUUGUCGUCGGACAUGGCAGACAUCAAUAAGUACUGACUGCGGUAAUUUUAAUUGUCCAAGUGAAGAUCCAAGGAAAAAGAUAUUGCGUGAAUGCAAGGAAAAGGAAAUUAGUGGAAUAAACUGUCCAACAAUUAGAGCUUGUCCUAAGUGUGGACUUAUGAUUGAACACAUUGAUGGUUGUAAACAAAUGCAAUGCACAUGUAAACAGAAAUUUUGUUUUCUUUGUUUGCAAAUGGCAAAUAAUCAAGGUGCUUAUAUAUGUGGGUCAACUUAUAACAAAUGCGAAAAAGCCCCAGCUCAGGUAGAAAUUCCAUGAUUCAGUAAAAUAAAAACGGUUUAUGCUUAAAAAAUUUGUGAAAUUUAUCCUGUAUCUCGUUUAAAUCCUAAUCUUGAACGUAAUUAAGAACGACGACAUUCUCGUUAGAAGCUAAAAAAAUGUAUGAAGACAUUAAAAUACUGAUAGAUAGAAGUAUAGUUUUAAGUCUUUUUAAGGAAGCGUAUACAUCUUUAGCACGAUAUAAUUUAACUCACCUGACCCAAAGGCCAUGUGAGCUAUUGCUAUCACUUGGCGUCCGUCGUCGUCGUUAACUUUUUCAAAGAUCUUCUCCUCUGAAAGUUUUGAAACAAUUUUAACAAAACUUGGUUUGGAUGAUCCUUAUGGUAUCCAGUAUAAAGUUUAUGUUAUUUUAUUCCGCUUUGCCAACGAACAUGGCCGCCAUGGGUAAAAAUAAAACAUCGUGGUACAAUGCAGUUAUUGGCCUAUAUCACAAAAUUUAAAGAGUUAGAGCAAAACUGAUCGAGUUUAAAUGAUCAGCAGGUUAAGAUCUAUUUGCUAGAUAAUUUGGAUUUUAUGCCCCUGAAAUAAUUAUUUUUAUGAAAUUUCCCAGUUUUUGUUUAUCAUCUUGAAAACUGUCAUAGAUAAACAGAAAUUUUAAACAGCAAACAUGUUCAGCAAAGUAAGAUCUACCAAAGUAAAGUAUAAGGACCGAAUUCGUCAAUUGAUCCCUUAUUGGAGUUUUUGCACUUAAAAGCUCAUUUUAUGAAAUUUUUUUCAUUUUUUUUUUAGCAGAAACUAUAAUGGGUAGAGAGAAAUUUAAAACAGCAAAAUUGUUCAACAAAGUAAGACCUGCAAAUCAGUCAUUAGAAAACCGAAAUCGUCAAUUGAUUAUUUAUAGGAGUUAUUGCCCUUAAAGGAUGAAUUUUACCAUAUUAUUUUCAAUUUUUUGCAAAAACUAGGACAGAUAUCUAGAGAAACUUCAAAUAGCAAAAAUGUUCAGCAAAAUAACACCUACAAAUAGUUCAAACAUGACCGAAAUCAUCAACUGAUCAGUUAUAGGAGUUAUUGCCCUUGAAAGAUGAUUUUUCACGCCAAAGCCUGUUUAUUUAUAAUUAUUUUUAAAUAUCAAAUACAAUUUUAUAAUGAAAAUGACUAUUAGUUAUUAUAUCAGAUUAUUAAAUUGAAUAUUUCAACAGAUAACAACACAUUUGUUUUGUAGGGCAAAAAAGCGUUAGGAUUCUUAUAUAUAACAGUUAUAAUAGAAUUAUAAACACUUAUCAUGGAUGUACAUUUGUUUAAUUUUAACAUGCUUUCUUUUAACAUUUAUAAAUGCUAUAGUCUGUUUUGUCAAGUGUUUUUGUUUUUGUGUCCCUAAUAAUAUAAGUUGAUUUAUAAGUCUAUAAAGUUUUUUAAUUGAAUUUGAUUAUUUAUUUCCUUGAUUUUCACUAGCGCUGAAGAAUGUUGCCUUUACACUAAUUUAAUGUACUAUAUUUGACAAUAAAAUUAAAAUCUUA
Mytilus californianus (California mussel) is the source of this 2693-nucleotide messenger RNA. RefSeq lists its product as uncharacterized. The transcript is spliced from 5 exons. The coding region runs from base 79 to 1218 and encodes 379 amino acids. Gene Ontology annotation, molecular function: ubiquitin protein ligase activity; ubiquitin conjugating enzyme binding. NCBI's taxonomy places the organism in Eukaryota, Metazoa, Mollusca, Bivalvia, Mytilida, Mytilidae. The record is from RefSeq and is a predicted model, not a curated record. Gene Ontology annotation, cellular component: cytoplasm; Golgi apparatus; cytosol. Gene Ontology annotation, biological process: regulation of apoptotic process; negative regulation of protein phosphorylation; regulation of mitochondrion organization.